AUGGCAUCACUUUGGGAAAAGUUGGUGGAGGCCAUAGAAGGGAGCAAAACAGAACAGGUGCGUGCCGCAUUAGAGGCAGCAGACAGCACCGCGCCUCUUCGAUCCACCACAGGAGAAUCUCCUCUUCAUGUAGCCGUCCGCCACCGUGCCACACCAGAAGUAUUUAAAAUAUUGUUAGAAAACACAGAUUUUUCCGCCCGGGAUGUCAGUGGUUACACGGUGGCGGAUCUUGUAUUUUCCACUGAGGGUCUGAAUCCAGAUUACGAAACAAUACUUGUAAAUCAUAUUAAGGCAUGGAUUCUAAGGGGACGUGUAAAUGAACUGGAGAAGCUGCUUCUAUCUGGUUGGUUAUUUUGGCCUGUUACAGUUGAGCAAGCAAGAAAUGUUUCCAAGGAACUGGAAGACUUCAUCACUAACAUCCGUCAAUUUCAGGAAAAAGUAGAACAAUUGCACAAAGCCAUUCAAGACGAAAAUCUCCGAGAUAUCAAACAGAUACUGGACCGGAAAAAAUUUAUUCUGGCAGCCGACCGGACCGGACUCCCUCCUUUUCACAAGGCUAUAGUAACCGGAAAUGGAGAAAUUAUUGAAUGGUUUUUACAGGAAUUCAAAUUUGCCAUCGAACACAAAGAUAACAUGAAGAGAACUGCGCUCCAUUAUGCUGCGGGUCUACCUGAUGCCGGCUAUAUCUACUCAAUGCUCACUGCCGCAGGUGCAAAAGAAGACGCAGUGGAUAUGGCGGGUCUUACACCAAGAGAUAUCUAUGACAAUACGGAGCAUCUACAGGUUACGAGGGUCCGCCAAAAUAUAGAGGAAAUUCUAGCUAGGCCAAUUCCAGAACCAAAAUUAGCCGUUUCCGGUUCUCAUCAAAUGUACAUAUCCACUAAUCUCAAAACAAAGCGGGUCCCUCCUCCAACCACAAUCGACGGAAAAUAUGUCGCAGAACACUUGGGAACGGCCUUGACCUUGGCUUUGGCAGAAAUUGCUGAAUGUCGACCUUGGGAUCCGAUCGAGUAUUUAGGACAGUGGUUAUACAAGUACCGUGAAAAUAGGAACUACAUUGACAGGCAAGAGCAAUUAAUGGCAGAAAUACGAGAAGAAGAAAAACAGAAAGAAGCUGAGGCAAAAGAGCAGCAACGAAUCAAAGAGGAGCAGGCGGCCAUCAUGGAAGCAGAACGUAAAGAGAGGGAGAAGGCUGAGGAGGAGAGGAGAAGGAAGGAACAAGAGGAACUACAAAGACAAGCUCGAGAAAUGGAUGCCUUAGCUCAGAGACCCAACCUGGACACAGUGACAGAGGAGAGUGAGGAAGAGGCUAAUGGAAAAGACAAACAGGGACAAUCUGAACUCCACAAACUGGCAGCUCAGGAGGGUGCAGACCUGACAGCUUUGUUAAACCUUGGGUAUAACCUUGCUGAGAGGGACAUUACUUGCAAGACUCCUAGAGACAUUGCAGUAGAGAAGGGCAUUCAGGAAAAUAUAGAUGCAAUAGAUAAUUACCUUAAGGGACUAAUAGAGAAAGAAAAGUUCAGUUCAUUAGAGCAGCUCAUGCUAGAUGGCUACACAGAAUUCCAGCCAGUUAUAGACAAACUUAGUUCUGAAGGUCAAACCGAGGAGGUCAAAAAAUUCCUACAGUCCAUUCCUGAUGUCCAAUCAAAGAUAAGCAAUGUGUUACUGGCUGCACAACAAGGAGAUCUGACAACUGUUCAACAACUACUGGACAAGAAAAUGUCUGUCAUCAAGGACAACAAAGGACAAAGUCCUCUGCAUAAAGCUGUGAUCAGGCAGCAUAAAGAUGUCACAGAACACAUAGUGACAGCCUUCCCUCAUACAGUAACAUGUAAAGACCAGAUGAACAGAACACCAUAUCAUUAUGCUAUGGGACUUCCGAGUAGUGACAUUCAAGCAUUGCUUCUAUCUAAAGGAGCAGAUGAAAAUGCAAAAGAUGUGUAUCAACGAGUUCCCUCUUACUACAAAGAGAACCCAGCAGAUAUUCUGGCAUUAGCCAAUGAGAGCUCAACAUCAACAACAGAGCAGGAAAGAGCUGAAGACCAGUCAAAACCACAGGAUGAGGAGAUCCAGUCAAAACCACAGACUGAGGAGGAACAAUCUGAGGACACAACUACUCAGGAAGAGUCAAAGGACACUCAAGAGGAAACAGAUCAGACAGCUGUGGAGCAAAGCAAGAGUCCUGAAAAUCCAGUCACCACAUCUUAACAUUUCAAAGUCCAAAACAAUGAUGUAUUUUUGUCAUUACUAUAAGGUACCUAGGUUAUAAGUAUAUGGAUAUAUGGUUUAGCAUUUACUCCCAAUCUAAGUAUAUGGAUACAUGUUAUGGUAUAGCACAUCCUACUUGUAUUUUUGUUUACUACUCACAGAUACUGGCCUCUGGCCACUGUUCAUUUUCAUCAAUACUGGUACCUUAAAAUAAAAAGCUUUUAAAAAUCCCAAAAUGUCUACAUUAUGGUACUAUACCACUUAAGAAUAUUGAAUAUGUUGGGCAAUUAAAUCACAAAUUUAUAUGAUUUUCAUGC
Molecule: messenger RNA, 2528 nt
Organism: Saccostrea echinata
Lineage: Eukaryota; Metazoa; Mollusca; Bivalvia; Ostreida; Ostreidae
Product: glutamic acid-rich protein-like
Exons: 11
Coding region: 1-2211 (736 amino acids)
Molecular function (GO): protein binding
Source: RefSeq, a predicted model, not a curated record